GGUAUGGGGCCUAAUGAACCUGUGCGCCCUAUUAUGGGGCCUAAGGGGCCUAAGCCUGGUAUAACGGAUACCCGAAACAGCAAAAAAGGGUACGAACAUUUCGACCUGUCGAUAAUCGACGACAUUGCCAGGAAAUCUAAGUAUACGGAAAAUUUUGGCGUAACCGACAAACGCGACGUAGAUGAUGGGGACGUGAGGAACAAGAUCAUCUAUAAUUUAUGUUAUUGCCUCUCAUACAUCUGGCGACGUGGACGUAUAAGUAUUCGCAAAUACUAUCACUUGCGAGAUAUAUAUUCGAAGCAUUUGGCGUUUGAGGUCGGCUACAUCACUCAUGUCAUAAUGGUAAAAUAUCAAAACAUGUUGGAACUUUAUGAGUACUGCAACUCAAAAUGUACGAAAAAUGGAAAGGACCACAUAACACGGAUGCACCUGACUCACUUCCAGCACUCGAUAGAGCAGGACAGCCGAGACAUCGAACAUCUGUGCAAUAUGCUUAAUGAGAUCACAAAGAAAUACUCGGUUAUGCCCUACGACCCGAGGAAUAAGUUUGACAUACCUAAGGAAGACAAAGCCGAGGAUAACAAAGAAAAGGGCGGAAGGACCGGAAAACCCGAGAAGACCCUUAAACCAAAAGGUUAUUAUUGA
This is a messenger RNA of Cydia fagiglandana, 645 nucleotides long. RefSeq lists its product as uncharacterized. The record is from RefSeq and is a predicted model, not a curated record. The transcript is spliced from 6 exons. Bases 4 to 645 code for a protein of 213 amino acids. NCBI's taxonomy places the organism in Eukaryota, Metazoa, Arthropoda, Insecta, Lepidoptera, Tortricidae.